GUCCGGCCUAUCGCCACCGUCCUUAAUGCGCAGGCGCGCAAAACGAAUAAAAGGCGUGCGCCGCAACCUGCGCGUGGGCUUAUCUCAACCAGCCACGCACCGAUGAACAUGUGGCAAUAAACGUCGCUUCGCCCCUGGAAACUUGUCUGCUCCUUCGCAUGAACCACGCAACACAACAACUGGCGACGAGGAUGGGAUUUGAAGACGUCGUUCUUCAGUUUGGAAGGCAAGUGUUUCCGAAAUUCACUCGGUGAAGAAGACUGUCUUUUUGCAGUUCACGGAGCCUGUGACUGUCGUCAUGACUGGGGCCGAGGCAGCAGUGACGCACUUCGCUGGGCGACUGGGCCAGCUGGAACCCUUUGACGAGUCCGCCAGCGAUUGGGCUUCGUACGAAGAGCGGCUUACGUCGUUCCUGAUUGUAAACCGAGUACCCGACGGCGACAAGGUACACGCCUUUUUGAGCAUUAUCGGUCCGAAGACCUACGGGUUGUUGAAGUCAUUAACAGCUCCAGAACUGCCUUCUACGAAGAGUUUCGAAGACCUCAAGAAAGUUUUGAGCGACCACCUGUCCCCGAAGCCGUCCGUCAUUGGAGAACGGGCCAAGUUUCACCGGAGGUGUCAACGAGAAGGCGAGUCCUUAUCUAGUUAUGUUGCCGAGCUUCGUAAACUGUCGCAAACGUGCGAGUUUGGAAGCGCCCUUGACGAGUCCCUUCGGGACCGCUUCGUGUGCGGCCUGCUACGAGAAGACAUUCAGCGAGUGCUUUUCACGGAAGAUAGCAAGCUUACGUUCCAGAAAGCGGUGGAGCGAGCUCUGGCAAUGGAAGCGGCUAAGAAGAGUGCUGCUGAGGCACGCGGCACCGACGCCGCAGUCGGCGAUGUGCACAAGGUGCAAGCAGAGACGCAGAAAACAUGCAAAAGCUGUUUUCGCUGUGGCUCGCCAAAACACACGAGUGAAGCAUGCCCUCACUUGGACGCAACCUGUUUCAGUUGCAACAAGAAAGGGCAUAUCCAGAGAGCCUGCCGAAGCAGUGGUAAGACUUUUUCUAAGAAAAAGCAGACGAAAAAGAAUGUGAAGAUGCUGACGGUUGUGGCGCGGAAAGCUUCGACCCUCAGUCUAAACGGCGUGUCGGCAGCUCAGAGCGACCCUGUCACCGUGCAGAUGACCAUCGACGGCGUCUUGGUGAACAUGGAGCUAGACACGGGAGCGGCUGUUUCCGUCAUGUCAAAGACGCAGUUCCGUCAGCUCUUUCCUUCGGCUGUACUGGAGCCUACGACAGUUAAACUUCGUACCUACACAGGAGCACUGGUACGACCCCAGGGAGUCUCUUCGGUCAACGUGCAGCACGGCGACCAUUCUGCAAUUCUCCCACUCUACGUCGUAGACCACAAGGGACCACCUCUACUGGGCCGGGAGUGGCUGCACGCCGUCCGGCUGGAGUGGGCGAAAAUCUGGAACCUGAACAACAUUACAAGGACCUUUGCUACCUCGGACACAGAAUCAGCGCACAAGGCAUAUCGGCAACGACGGAGAAGGUUGACGCACUCCUCAAGGCUCCAGCCCCUAAAGACAGGCAGCAGCUGCAGUCGUUCCUGGGAGUCGUCAAUUUCUACGGCAAGUUCCUUCCUAACCUAGCAACGGUGGCGC
Molecule: messenger RNA, 1645 nt
Organism: Dermacentor silvarum
Lineage: Eukaryota; Metazoa; Arthropoda; Arachnida; Ixodida; Ixodidae
Exons: 2
Coding region: 299-1633 (444 amino acids)
Biological process (GO): proteolysis
Molecular function (GO): aspartic-type endopeptidase activity; nucleic acid binding; zinc ion binding
Source: RefSeq, a predicted model, not a curated record